Messenger RNA from Pseudomyrmex gracilis, 676 nucleotides. Its product is annotated as venom allergen 4-like. Bases 55 to 501 code for a protein of 148 amino acids. NCBI's taxonomy places the organism in Eukaryota, Metazoa, Arthropoda, Insecta, Hymenoptera, Formicidae. The transcript has 5 exons. The record is from RefSeq and is a predicted model, not a curated record.
UGCUCGAAUUCUUGCAUCAAACAGGUACUAUAAAACUAAUCGAAAAACACCAAAAUGAAGACUUUCUUAUUUAUGUUUUGCGUUUUGAUGGCCAUUUACGCUUACGCACUUUCGACAAAGCGACCUACAGCAUAUUAUGACAGCGUAGAAGCCUGUUUCGAAAAUAUUACGUCAAACAAAAAUAUAAAUUCCCUAAAAAAUCUUAACAUUUCUCAACCCAUUCCGAAAAAUGAAUAUGAUGACUUGGUCAAUGCUAGCAUCUGCGCAUUUAAGAAAGAUGGUGUGAUUACUCCAGAAGGCACACUGUCUAAAAGUAGUAUAUAUCAAUAUUGCGCACAAGUUUUUUUAAAUAGUGAGAAGAUACUAAAAUGUCAAACAAUCGUCAAACAUUGCACUGAUUUAGAAUGUUCUGGUUCAGAAUGUACUCCCGAGGAGGUAAAACCAUAUAUAGAGUGUGCAAUAAACAACAAUAUAUUGUCGCUUCUCGACUUUUCAUUAUAAAUGCAGAUACAGAAUGGAGUACCUAUAUUAAAGUAAACUGUAUAAGUAGCAUUUAGUAGAAGUAUUUGGUAUUAAAAGUGCUGGGUAAUAUAGUUGAUAUUGAAAAAUGGUAUAUUAAACUUAACAACACUGUAUAAGUAGUUAAAAAAUAAAUAAAAUGAUAUCUGCACGAAUA